Messenger RNA from Candidozyma pseudohaemuli, 330 nucleotides. RefSeq lists its product as uncharacterized. The coding region runs from base 1 to 330 and encodes 109 amino acids. The record is from RefSeq and is a predicted model, not a curated record. The transcript has a single exon. NCBI's taxonomy places the organism in Eukaryota, Fungi, Ascomycota, Pichiomycetes, Serinales, Metschnikowiaceae.
AUGUGCCUGGCCUUGUUGGGCCAACAGAGCUGCUUCUACGUUUCCAGAGCAGAGUACUUUGUGCUGAGAGCCUCUGCUGGCAUCGCCUUGAUGAUGGCAGUGCCCCUCGUGGCCAUGUUCUUGGUCGACUUGGCCCUCUACUCUUUGCAGACGCUAUGGCUGUACGUCAAGCCAAGGUGGAUCCGUACGCCUGCUCCACUCACAGAGGUUGCUUUCAAAUUCAAGCUGCCCAAUCUUGUCCGCAAGCUUGUCACCAACUGGAACCUCACCACCGCGAGGUAUCGUCUUGUCGGCUACGCCUGGUUGUCCAAGACCCGAAGAAAGGCCUGA